Trichechus manatus latirostris (Florida manatee) is the source of this 4605-nucleotide messenger RNA. RefSeq names its product ankyrin repeat domain 27 (gene ANKRD27). Lineage: Eukaryota; Metazoa; Chordata; Mammalia; Sirenia; Trichechidae. Bases 163 to 3033 code for a protein of 956 amino acids. Gene Ontology annotation, molecular function: SNARE binding; guanyl-nucleotide exchange factor activity. Gene Ontology annotation, biological process: early endosome to late endosome transport; neuron projection morphogenesis. The record is from RefSeq and is a predicted model, not a curated record. The transcript has 28 exons. Gene Ontology annotation, cellular component: late endosome; early endosome; tubular endosome.
AAGGGGGUGGGAUGGGCGGCGGAGCGGAGCUGCUGUUCUGGAGUGGUCGGCGCGGAGGUACGAGCCAAGGGGCCGAAAGGUGCCACCACCGCUCCGGGAUGAGCAGGCGGUGAAACUAUGUAGCUUUUCUAAGAAGCCCACUUUGGACCCUCUGAAGGCCAUAUGGCUCUGUAUGAUGAAGAUCUCCUGAAAAACCCGUUCUAUCUGGCUCUUCAAAAGUGGCGUCCCGACUUGUGCAGCAAGGUGGCCCAAGCCCAUGGGAUUGUCUUAGUACCCUGCAAAGGAAGUCUGUCGAGCAAUGUCCAGUCUACUUGUCAGUUUGAAUCCUACAUUUUGAUACCAGUGGAAGAACAUUUUCAGACCUUAAAUGGAAAGGAUGUCUUCAUACAAGGAAACAGGAUUAAAUUAGGAACUGGUUUUGCCUACCUUCUCUCAGUGCCCAUUCUCUUUGAAGAAACCUUCUACAAUGAAAGAGAAGAGAGCUUCAGCAUACUGUGUAUAGCCCAUCCUUUGGAAAAGAGAGAGAGUUCAGAAGAGCCUUCAACAUCCCCAGAUCCUUUGUCUCUGAAAACCAUUGAAGAUGUGAGAGACUUUUUGGGACGACAUGCGGAGAAAUUUGACAGGAGCAUCGCCUCUUUCCACCGAACUUUCAGAGAGUGUGAGAGGAAGAGCCUCCGGCACCACAUAGACUCGGUGAACGCGCUCUACACCAAAUGCCUCCAGCAGCUUCUGAGAGACUCCCGCCUGAAAGUGCUUGCCAAGCAGGAGGCCCAGAUGAACCUGAUGAAGCAGGCAGUAGAGAUGUACAUCCAUCACGAUAUUUAUGAUCUGAUCUUUAAAUAUGUGGGGACCAUGGAGGCCAGUGAGGAUGCUGCCUUUAACAAAAUCACGAGAAGCCUUCAAGAUCUUCAGCAGAAAGAUAUUGGCGUGAAACCUGAGUUCAGUUUCAACAUACCUCGUGCAAAGAGAGAACUGGCCCAGCUGAACAGAUGCACCUCCCCUCAACAGAAGCUGAUUUGUCUGCGCAAAGCGGUGCAGCUACUUACACAGUCUCCGAGCCAGAGAGUUAACUUGGAGACCAUGUGUGCUGAUGAUCUGCUCUCAGUCCUGUUAUAUUUGCUUGUGAAAACAGAGAUCCCCAACUGGAUGGCAAAUUUGAGUUAUAUCAAAAACUUCAGGUUUAGCAGCUCGGCAAAAGAUGAAUUGGGAUACUGCCUGACCUCAAUUGAGGCUGCAAUCAAAUAUAUUCGGCAAGGAAACCUCUCCGUUAAACCGCCCGAGUCUGAGGGGUUUGGUGAUAGAAUGUUCCUGAAGCAAAGAAUGAACUUGCUGUCUCAGAUGACUUCAACUCCCAUUGACUGCUUGUUUAAGCACAUUGCAUCAGGUAACCAGAAAGAAGUAGAAAGACUUUUGAGCCAAGACGGCCAUGAUAAAGACGUCGUCCAAAAGAUGUGUCACCCUCUGUGCUUCUGCGAUGGCUGUGAGAAACUCGUCUCUGGGAGGCUGAAUGAUCCUUCAGUUGUCACUCCAUUCUCGAGAGACGACAGGGGUCAGACACCACUCCACGUAGCUGCUGUCUGUGGGCAGGCAUCCCUCAUUGACCUCCUGGUUUCCAGAGGCGCAGUGGUGAACGCCACGGACUAUCACGGGUCAACCCCGCUGCACCUCGCGUGUCAGAAGGGCUAUCAGAGCGCGACGCUCCUGCUGUUACACUACAAAGCCAGCGCCGACGUGCAGGACAACAACGGCAACACUCCUCUGCACCUGGCCUGUGCGCACGGCCACGAAGACUGCGUGAAGGCUUUGGUCUACUAUGACGUGCACUUGUGCAGACUGGAUAUCGGUAACGAGAAAGGAGAUACCCCCCUACACAUAGCUGCACGUUGGGGUUACCAGGGCAUCAUAGAGACGUUGCUUCAAAAUGGAGCGUCUACAGAGAUCCAGAACAGACUGAAAGAAACGCCACUCAAGUGUGCAUUAAACUCCAAGAUUCUGUCCAUAAUGGAAGCUGGUCAUCUAGCCUUUGAAAGGAGGCAGAAGUCUUCUGAGAUCCCUGCUCAGUCCCCUCAGCGCUCUGUGGAUUCCAUCAGCCAGCGGUCCUCCACUUCCAGCUUCUCCUCCGUGUCAGUGAGCUCUAGGCAAGAGGAGGCCAAGAAGGACUACAGAGAGGUAGAAAAACUUUUAAGAGCCGUUGCUGAUGGAGAUCUAGAAAUGGUGCGCUACCUUCUGGAGUGGACAGAGGACGAGCUGGAUGAAGUGGAGGACGCUGCUGGUGCCGUGGGUCUUGAAUUUUGCCAUCCCUUGUGCCAGUGCCCCAAAUGUGCUCCAGCCCAAAAGAAGCUGUUCAAGAUUCCUGCCAAUGGGCUUGGUGUGAAUGUGACCAACCAGGAGGGCUCCUCUCCACUGCAUGUUGCUGCUCUGCAUGGUCGGGCUGACCUCAUUCCCCUCCUGUUGAAGCAUGGUGCCAAUGUGGGGGCCAGAAACGCAGACCAGGCUGUCCCACUCCACCUUGCCUGCCAGAAGGGCCACUUUCAGGUGGUGAAGUAUCUAUUAGAUUCUAAUGCAAAACCCAAUAAAAAGGAUAUAAGUGGAAAUACACCCCUCAUUUAUGCCUGUUCCAGUGGACAUCACGAAGUCGCCACGCUGUUGCUACAGCGUGGAGCCUCCAUUAACGCCUCUAACAGCAAGGGCAACACAGCACUGCACGAGGCUGUGAUAGAAAAGCACGUCUUUGUGGUAGAGCUGCUUCUGCUUCAUGGAGCGUCGGUUCGUGUCUUGAACAAGAGGCAGUGCACAGCUAUAGACUGUGCUGAGCAGAAUUCGAAAAUAAUGGAAUUACUUCAGGUAAUACCAAGCUGUGUUGCCACAUUAGAUGAUGUUGAUGAAAUGGACAACAAGGACUACAUUACUGUUAAGAUCAGGAAAAAAUGGAACUCAAAAAUGUGUGAUUUACCAGAUGAACCUUUUACAAGACAGUUUCACUUUGUCCGUCCAGCUGGCCAGUUUAAGCAGGGAGGCAAAGAGCCACACUGAAGCUGCAUCACCUGCCAGACCAGAGCAGACCUCCAACUGCUGACAGAGGAAAAGGGGAUCAGCCUGAGAGGCCUGCACUCAAACAGACUGCUCCUGGAAACAGAUGGAUGCUCUGCAGACACGCGGUCAAUGACGCAGUUGGAUCCAGGGGCCCAGAGGCUGCUGGCAACCUAACCACUCCCCAAGAGUCCAGUAUUUCCCAGGUUUAACAGUAAUAAGGAAUUUUGAAAUUUGCCGCCAAGAAGUGAAUACUCAACAAGAAGAUGCUGUGCGUGAAUACAGCUUAGAACUCAAGUGUACCUUCCAAUACCUUGGCCUGAGAGAGUAAGUCUUAAGCAGAAGAUUCCUGAAAACUUUUCUGUAGGACAGUGGCUGAGGGAAAGAAUGCAGCAAAAAGGUAUCACUGUCUCUUUACUCUUCAAAGCUAAUCAGUCAACUUCAAAAGGAACGGACGGGAAUUCCGCUAGUGUCCAGGGUAUGUGCUCCCUUUUAAAUGUUAGGGCUCCUUGGUUACAGUGAGAGGCUUCACCACCAGAUUCUGACCUCCUUCUACGGAAAGGUGCUAAUCCUCUGUGCUACAUAUAAAUUAGCAAACCAUAAGCUGAAGAGAAGCAAUUUAGGUUUCAUGAUAAUGUGGAGGCCAGGCAGAACAGUCACAUCUGAAUGAAGAGAGAUCCUGGAAAAAUGUUCCUUUGUAAAGCUUGAACCCAAAGAUACUUAAAUGUCACGCUGAUGGUCAUUUUAGGGAACACUGUGUACAUGGGAAAAGUUGGGUAUAGUUUUUCUUCCAGCAGAGUAAGUACAGAUAUCUGGUCACUGCAAAUACGCACCUGUAGCAGUGUCUCUAGAAACACCCUUUUCCGUUAAGAACCUCCCUUAAAUGUCACACCUGAAGGAUGGUUACUGAACUAGACAGUAGAUUUGGCACAUCUUUUCUUAGUCUUUUUAUUCUAAUUCAAAACUUGCAGCACACGUGAGGUUAAAGUUACUUUAAUUGCCAUCAAUUCCUUUUUAUAAAUUUCUAGUUAUUUUUUUAUGUUAUUAAUUGGUCUAGAGCAGCAAACAUGGGUUUGUCCUGAGUACACUUUCAAAUAACUUUGUAAUAGGGAAAUGGUUUUAUGCAUGUUCUUGGAAAUACUUGUGUGUGAAAAGAAGGGAGGGAUUAUUUUUCUACAGAGUAAUUUAUGAUUUCUAAUUUUCGAAUGUGCCUUGGAUACGUGCCAAAUGAUGGAAAAGAAAACAGUAAACCUUAUGAUUCUUGAGUGUGUUGUGGUAUACUUUUUUAGUUAGUAUUUUGCUGUGAACAUAAGAGUUUCUCAUCCUCUCUGCUAUUAACAUGUUCUUUGUGUAUGGAAAAAUGUUUCCCCAUGGGAUGGAUAGACAUUUUAUUCUUCAGCUAUACAUGUGUGAUUGAAACAUGUAAAUCUGAUCAGUCAGAGCAGAUUAUCAUCUGCCUACCUAGGGCUGAGAAUCUAGUCGACACAGUGCGUAGGGCCCACAGUGCUUGUUGUUAGUUGCCACUGAGUCAGUUCCACCUCAUGGCGACCCCACGUGUGCAGAGAACUGCUCCAU